Malassezia vespertilionis is the source of this 1584-nucleotide messenger RNA. It is a transcript of the gene ERG5, whose product is annotated as sterol 22-desaturase. The transcript has 2 exons. NCBI's taxonomy places the organism in Eukaryota, Fungi, Basidiomycota, Malasseziomycetes, Malasseziales, Malasseziaceae. Gene Ontology annotation, biological process: sterol metabolic process. Gene Ontology annotation, molecular function: iron ion binding; monooxygenase activity; heme binding. The coding region runs from base 1 to 1584 and encodes 527 amino acids. The record is from RefSeq and is a predicted model, not a curated record.
AUGGCUGCUUCCGCGAGUGGUAGUGAGUGGGAGACCCGCUUGGCCGCGAAUGCAUCUGCGGCACAUGGGAUGGAUAGCGCGUCUGCUGUCGGUCUCUUUGCCAGCACGUCCACGCUGCAAAUCAUUUUUACCUCGCUGGCCGUCAUUGCUGUACUGCUUGGCCUGGAACAGGUCGUGUACCGCCGCAAGAAAGGCAGCUUGCCCGGUCCUGCAUGGACCAUCCCUAUUAUCGGCAAGUUUGCUGACUCGCUCCGUCCGAGCCUGGAGAAGUACCAGGAAGGAUGGAACAGCGGCGCGUUGAGCGUCGCGAGUGUGUUUCACAUCUUUAUUGUUAUCGCUUCUUCCACCGAAUAUACGCGCAAGAUCCUCAACAGCCCAACGGUUUUUCUUAACGGCAAAGAGCAUGUUGACUACCGCAAAGGACUCAACUCUUUGUUCACCAGCCGCGCGCUCGGAGUGUACCUUGGGAUCCAGGAGCGUAUCUACAAAGAGCAUUUCUCGCGCUGGGUGCAGAACCCCGAGGACCCCGCAAAGCCCUACAUGUUUGCACUGCGUGACCUAAACAUGGACACCUCGCUGCGCGUCUUUUGCGGCAACUAUAUUCCACAGGAGGGUGCGAACGAGAUCUCGGAGCACUACUGGCUGAUUACAAUGGCGCUUGAGCUCGUCAACUUCCCUUUUGCGUUCCCGGGCACCAAGGUGUACAAGGCCAUCCAAGCGCGUAAAAUGGCCAUGCGCUGGUUCGAGCACACGGCAGAAGAAAGCAAGAAGCGCAUGGCCGCCGGCGAAGAUGUCACUUGCCUGACCGACGCCUGGGUCAAGGCCAUGCUGGACGCACGCUGUAACCGCGAAAACGAAGAGCUUACCGCGGACCAGCGCCGUGUUCUUCUGCGCGACUUUUCGAACCGCGAGAUUGGCAUGGUGCUGCUGAGUUUCCUGUUUGCCUCGCAGGAUGCCAUGUCCAGCGGCCUGACCUAUCUCUUCCAGCACUUUGCCGACCACCCGGAGGUGCUCCGCAAGGUGCGCGAGGAGCAGUACGCGCUCCGCGGCAACGACGUGGAUGCCCCACUUACGAUUGAUUUGGUCGAGCAGAUGCAAUACACACGCGCGGCUGUCAAAGAGAGCCUGCGUCUGAAGCCGCCGGUGAUUAUGGUGCCGUACCUGACGCGCAAAGCGUUCCCUAUCGCGGACGGCUACACGGUGCCGAAAGGCAGCAUGAUUAUUCCUAGUUUCUGGAACAGUCUGCACGACCCCACAGCGUAUCCUGAGCCAGAAGAGUUCAAGCCAGAGCGCUGGCUCGAGGGCGCUGGGUCUCCCGCCCAGACUAACCUUAAGAACUGGCUCGUAUUUGGCAGUGGCCCGCACAACUGCAUCGGCAAGGACUACGCCAUGCAGCACCUAAUCUCUGUUAUGGGCACCGCUUCCAUUCUAUUGAAUUGGGAGCACAACGAGACACCUUUGAGCGAAAAAGUGAUGGUCAUUGCGACUAUUUUCCCGCAGGAUGGUGCGCAUCUUAAAUUCACGCGCCGCGCACCCCCAAAGAUUGGCUUCAGUGCCGCGCAAGCUGCCGCGGCGCCGGCAUAA